GGUUCAAAUAAUAAGAGCAAAACAGAUUAUACCAUGACGCCACCUAAAUAGGAGCAGCAUAAGCAGUUGCCUAGCUUAAAUAACUUCUCCCUAUUUUUAAUGGAAUUUAUAUAAAACUCAUUAAAUUUUUUCUGAGGUGAUAUAUUUUAUAAAUCGGUGAAUUAAACCAUUUCCUUUUUCCUAUUUUACUAUUACACAACCAAAAAAACAUUAGUAGCAGUAGUAAAGAACUGUGUCUUGUGGCACUCGGUACUCUUCAUCUGCCGAGAUCUUCAAAUCUUAUUUGUCUAUAAAAUGUUUGAAGACUUAUUACGUAAUACAUCCACCAGCAACUUCGCAUGGCCAUGAACGCGUAGCAUGACAAACUCGAGAAACGCUUUCUGUACCCCAAACGUGACUUUUCUCGGGUCGAGAGUGAGAUGUAUGGACGCACCCGACACUUAUCACUAUUUUUUACAGCUUUGUAUGCAGGCGGUAUUGAAGAUUGGGUGGAUGGUCAUUUAGGGAUAGACCACACCUACACAAUAAUGAUGUUCCGGACUACCGACUCUUACAACACGAAACUCAUCACUGAGCGUGUUGUCCACGAGGGAUUCGCAGCCAUGGACACUUUACUCCUGCAAAGUGUGACAACGCCGCUCUCUCCGCCGAAUACAUUAAAAAGAGCUAAUAGUUCGCCCAAACAACUUAUAAUGCAACGUUAUAUUAUAAUAUUUUUCAUAGCACUACACUACAAGUAUUACUGAAUAAGAUUAUUACAAGGUGUUUGUUUAUAAGCAUCACGGCAUUGGAAAUUGCAUGAAGAUUUUAACAUGCAAGUAGUGUUGCUGCGAAUUAUCAUUGUCUCCAUAAUACUGUUAUGUAAAAACAAAUAUACGGUCGUUGUGAAUUAACUUAUGAUCUCUGACAAGUUACUGUGUUUGUUUUGUAGAGGUAUAUUGAAAUAAUAUUAUAUUACUUUAGCCAUGUACACAUAAUAUUUGUACAAAGUAGAGAUGAUCUAAUGCGAUUAGAAUCGUUUUCUUAAAACUCUAAGAUAUAGGGGUUUCUUAUUUCAGAUAAAACGUUAUUUAUUUAAUAUAAUAUUUCAAACCAUUGUGACAUAAAAUAAAAUUUUGAUUUAUAAAAAUCCCAGUGGUUUCUUUUCGGUAUAUACAUAAAUAUUCAAACAUGUUUAAAUGUAGGUCUAUUAAUUAUUGCAUUAAUGGAAUUUUGUUUAUCUAUUCAACUACUUCAGGUGGAAUGAUUUAUCA
Diatraea saccharalis (sugarcane borer) is the source of this 1253-nucleotide messenger RNA. NCBI's taxonomy places the organism in Eukaryota, Metazoa, Arthropoda, Insecta, Lepidoptera, Crambidae. The record is from the annotation of a GenBank genome assembly.